This is a messenger RNA of Salvelinus namaycush (lake trout), 2321 nucleotides long. RefSeq names its product T-box brain protein 1-like. Bases 1 to 2019 code for a protein of 672 amino acids. NCBI's taxonomy places the organism in Eukaryota, Metazoa, Chordata, Actinopteri, Salmoniformes, Salmonidae. The transcript has 6 exons. Gene Ontology annotation, biological process: regulation of transcription by RNA polymerase II; positive regulation of DNA-templated transcription; commitment of neuronal cell to specific neuron type in forebrain. Gene Ontology annotation, cellular component: nucleus. Gene Ontology annotation, molecular function: DNA-binding transcription factor activity, RNA polymerase II-specific; RNA polymerase II cis-regulatory region sequence-specific DNA binding. The record is from RefSeq and is a predicted model, not a curated record.
AUGCAGCUCGAGAAUUGCACUAGUGGGCUCUCAAAGAAAUGUCUGAAUGUGGGCAGUGGCUACCCAAGCUCCGAUGGAUCUGAGCUCUCCUUGCAGGACCAUCCUAUUAUAUCUGCUAAUGACAACCUGGAGAGAAGUUCAACUCUGAAAAAAAAUUCCAGGGGGAUGACGAACCAGUCAGAGGCAGACAAUUUCCCCGACUCCAAGGACGCAUCAGGGGACGUCCAGAGAGGCAAACUCUCUCCUGAUCUUCACGGAGUCUCUGAAAUUCGUCAUAAUUUCGAUGGAUCUACAGGAGAAAGGUAUACCCUUUCGCAAUCUAGCCAACCACAGUCAGUCUCAGCAACUCCAAGUACUAUGUUCCCCUAUCCGAGUCAACAUGGACCAACGCACCCGGCUUUUUCUAUCGGGAGCCCGAGUCAUUAUUUGGCCCACCAUCCAGUCAUCACUAAUGGAGCGUACAAUAGUCUUCUGACCAACAGCUCUCCGCAAGGCUACCCAACCGCGGGUUACCCAUACGCACAACAGUAUGGACACACUUAUCAAGGAGGGGCGUUCUACCAGUUUUCCUCGGCGCAAGCUGGGCUGCUGCCUGGGAAAGCGCAGGUGUAUCUGUGCAACAGGGCCCUGUGGCUGAAGUUUCACAGACAUCAAACAGAGAUGAUAAUCACCAAACAAGGACGACGAAUGUUCCCCUUUUUGAGUUUCAACAUUUCUGGGUUGGAUCCGACGGCGCACUACAACAUAUUUGUGGAUGUUAUUCUUGCUGAUCCAAAUCACUGGCGAUUCCAAGGUGGCAAAUGGGUACCAUGUGGCAAAGCGGACACCAAUGUGACAGGAAACAGGGUGUACAUGCACCCUGACUCUCCAAACACCGGUGCGCACUGGAUGCGCCAAGAAAUCUCAUUUGGAAAGCUGAAAUUAACGAACAAUAAAGGAGGCUCAAACAACACCGGACAGAUGGUGGUUCUACAAUCGCUUCACAAGUACCAGCCCAGGCUCCAUGUGGUGGAAGUCAACGAAGACGGAACCGAGGACUCCAGCCAACCUGGAAGAGUACAGACGUUCACCUUCCCAGAAACACAGUUCAUCGCAGUCACAGCUUACCAGAAUACCGAUAUUACCCAGCUAAAAAUCGACCACAAUCCAUUUGCUAAAGGAUUUCGGGACAACUAUGAUACUGUCUACACAGGUUGCGACAUUGACCGGUUAACACCAUCACCGGGUGACUCGCCUCGCUCUCAGAUCAUGCCUGGUGCGAGAUAUGCCAUGGCUGGUUCUUUCCUACAGGACCAAUUUGUCAGCAGUUAUGCCAAAUCUCGCUUUCACCCUGGCGUAGGGACUGGACCUGGCACGGACCGCAGCGUCCCACUUAGUAACAGCUUGCUAUCCCCGCAACAAACCGAAGAGCCCACAGUUGCAUCCCCGCAGCGAUGGUUUGUCAACCCUGCCAAUAACCGACUGGACUUUGCCGCCUCGCCAUACGAUGCUGCCGCGGCUGCUGAUUUUGCCGGUAACGCGGCCACCCUGCUGUCCUACGCAGCAGCUGGAGUAAAGACACUUCCACUGCCCACUACAGGGUGCUCAAACAGACCUCUAGGUUACUAUGCCGACCCUUCCGGCUGGGGCACACACACACCACCCCAGUACUGCAGUAAGUCUAGCUCUGUGCUCUCUUGCUGGCCAACAAAUUCUGUUAGCAGAACAGGCACGUCCAACUACCUGGUUGAUAACGCGGACACCAUCCCAACAGAAAGGUCACCCAUCGGAGGGUCUAACGAGGCAAAACCAAAAGACUUAUCCGAAUCCAGCUGGAUAGAGACGCCGUCUUCAAUCAAGUCGAUUGAUUCAAGUGAUUCUGGUAUCUUUGAGCAAGCUAAACGGAGAAGAAUUUCACCGUCUGCCACACCGGUUUCGGAAACAGUGUCCCCGUUGAAAUCUGAGAUCUUGCCUCCAAGAGAGUGUGAGAAAAAUUGCGUCAAGGACAUUGGUUACUAUAGUUUCUAUCCACACAGUUAGACAACCACAAAACGGGGGGGAAAAAUGUGUUCUAUUUAGAUUCAUCUAUCUUUAUAUGCAACUGAUAAUAUCCAACUGAUAGGCCGAUCAGUUGUAAUGGACCAAUAUUGGACCAAUAUUGACGAACGAUUAGAAAAUGUCGGCUUGUAGCGCAUAGGCCUACUGGGGAAAUUUAGGCGACAUUUACAGUUAACAUUAUAAGUUUGCUAUCUAAUAGCUGAAGGCCUACAUACAGUAACCUAUUUCAUUUAAACUAGUUUUAAUCAACAGCUAUUGUCUAUUGUAAUUAUGAAAAUGAUGUA